CGGGUGGGGCUUGUUGGACGUCGUCGCACUAUUGCCCCGAUGGUGGGGUGCUGUUCUCGCUGCCCCCUUAGUAGCUUGCUGGUGAUCGGAGAUGGCCCCAGAGGGCAGGAAAUUCAGCCGACGCUAGGAGAGAUUAGUGGGUCCAGCAGGGAUGAGGAUAUUGUUGUUAUUAUUAUUAUCGUCAUCAUCGUCAAUAAUUGUAACAAUAAUGAUACUAGACAUAAAUAAUAGUAAUACUGAUCGCUAGUUAUGAUAGUAAUAGAUAAUAAUAGAUCAUAGUAAUAAUAAUAGUAUAUAGCGAGAGCAAUAGUAACAGAGGAUAAUAAUAAUAGUAACAGCAAUAGAUAGUAAUAGAUAAUAAUGGACAAUAUAUGGCAUCCGUUCAUCAGUGAGUGAUGGUGGAUAUUGCAGCUAUUCAGACAAUCACAGAUAAUAAUAGCGCAUAAAUAAUAACAGUAAUUGAUAGCAACAGGAAUGGUAGCAACAAUAGAUAACAGUAAUAAUAACAAUAGUAAUGGUAAUAAAUAGGAAUAAUAGUGAUAGAUAAUACAUAGUAGAAUAGUAGUAAUAAGUAGCAAUAGUAAUAUACAAUAGUAAUAGAUUAUAGUAAUAUUGGUAAUAGUAGCAAUGUAAUAGGCAGUGAUAGAAACAGAUAAUAACUGUAGUAACGGCAAUGCUGGCCAUGCAGUACGGUCAUAAUAUCCCUGGGUGCCGGCGCGGGGGCUGCUGUCCCGGUCAUGAACUUAGGACGGAGGCAGGAGCAGCCUUGCUAGAGGUUUCCCUGCCAUUAUGCUCCCCCACCCCCUCGUCCUAAAUUCGGCGAGGGGCAGCUGCGGGCCGGGCUCCAGGGCUCCGCUGGCCGCCUCCCGUCCGCCCCGAGCCCCGGAGGAGCUUGUUGCUGCCCGCGCCAGGAGGUGUCUGGAAGCCCGCGGCAAAGCGGGUUAUUCUUCCGCGCGUUUCCUGGCCAGACAGUUCCGUGUGCGCCUGCCAGCGCCUUCCCGAGGCUCCGGGGGCUCCAGGCCACAGGGAAGGGCGGGACCUGGCGGGGACGCUGUCCUAGCUGAGUACUGAUGUCUGUGUCCAUGUAGCAUCGCAAUGUAUUGCUGAGGGGUGCGACAGCAGAGCGGGCACCGGCAGGGCGUUGGGGCAGGGGGCUGCGGGCGGGAGUGAGGGGCACCGGCGAAGCUAGAGGGCAGCCCCGAGUGCAGGCGCCUCCCCGCCCCCGCCCGCGGGGCCGGCUGCAACUUGUGCGCGACGUGCUGGCAGCCUCCACGCUCCCCCCGUCCCGCAGACUGGGCCCCUGGGCCCCGCGUUGGCAGCGCCUCCCCCGGGCUGGCUGGGCUCCCAGACACGUCGGCCCUGGAGCCGGACCGCAGCGCCGCGUUCCCACGGGCCCGGGGCCAGGCCUCCUGCGGGGCCGCAGCGGGGGCUCGAACCUGGGCUCUGCGGCGGGGCCGGGCCGCCGCCUGCCGCCUGCCGCCUGCCCUGGGCCUCGCAGCCGCGGCCCAGGCAGCCCAGCCCAGCCCAGCCCCGCGGGGGCUGCACUGCCCGCGAUGUGCCUGGCAGUGCCCCCUGGCGGCAGCCCCGGGCUGCACCGGGGGUUUCACCUCCACUCAAAACUAUUCUUGCGCGACUCAGCGCGAGCCGCCUCCGGGCGAGGAAGCGCUGCGGUCGGAGCAGCCCCGGCAGGGUUCUCUGAGCUAGGCUUGGCCGUGUCAGCCUUUAAUUGCCUCAGCAACGAGCAGAAGACUCCUGCAGCCCCACUAAGAAGAUUUUGCCCAGCAUAAAAGGAUUUUCCCAGGUUUUCCUUUUCUGCAAGUCCUGCUUGAACCACCAAUCACUGAAGCAGGGGAGAAGCAAAGGCAGAAGCCCCCCUCCUCCCUCCCAGUGGCCGCUGACCUGUGUAGCUGGGGAGGUCUAGACUAGUGGUUUUCAACCUUUUUUCAUUUGUGGACCCCUAAAACAUUUUGAAUGGAGGUGCGGACCCCUUUGAACUCUAAGUGUGGGUGUUCACCUCCUUUUGAUUGAUCAUAGUCAUCUUUCGCAGACUCUUUAGACAUACUCCGCGGAACCCUAGGGGUCCACAGACCACAGGUUGAAAUCCCCUGGUCUAGACAGUAGGGGGCAACAGUGUGUGUGUGCACUGGUUUGUGUGCAUUGUGGAAGUGGAGACAACCUCCCCGCACCCAUACAUACACACUGUAGGGAAUUUUGCUGGUAGACACCCAUAUCCUCCUCCCCACUCAUACACAUACACACAUGCCCUGUAGGGGAUUUUGUGUGUGGAAGCACACCCAUGCACCAGACACAAGGGGACAGUGCCUUAUCACAGAACAGAGGACUGUGCAAGCACACACACUGAUUGUAGACAGUUGUGGAUUUGCACCAUGUCCAUGCACAUGGGGUAGGCAGGGGUAUACACCAUACAGAGAAAUACACACAUUCACACAGAGUAGGGGCUGAAGCAUGUGUGCACAUGAUUGGGGUUAUAAACACAUACAGUAGGUGGUUGUGUAUGCACACACAUGCAAGCAGAUGGUAGAGGAUGUGUGCAUGUCUACACGCAGUAGGAGAUUGCACACAUAGCAAAGGAUGUGUGCACACAUAUGCCAACAGUAGGGGUUGUGCAUAUACACACAUGUCCACACACACAAAGGCACACGCAUCCAUUGACCCCGCUAUGAUCCCUCCUUACUGUCAUCCCUUUCCCAUUGCCCGAUGGCUCUUCCUGGCUGCCUGUGUCCAGGGCGCUGGGGCCUAUGGCUUUGCCCACUGUUCCCUGUCAUUUGAACAGCCAGACUAUGCCAGUUGCAUGGGGCGUGGUAUCGUCCAGCUGAGCCAGGCCAUUGCUUCCCUGCCCAACACCACCAAGUGGAUCAAUGCCUCCCAGAAUGCCCUGCAAGUGCUGAACUUUAGCACCUUCACCCACCUUCCCCACCUCCAGGAGCUGCGGUUGGACCAGAACCAGCUGGACACCCUCCACCCUGGCGCCUUCCAGGGGCUGGCGGAGCUGAAGCGACUGGACCUCAGUCAGAACCGGUUGGUGUCUCUGGAGCCUGCAGUGCUGGCAGGGCUCACUGCUCUGCAGGUACUGCACCUGGGACACAAUACCCUUGCCACCCUUCAUCCUGAGAGUCUGGCCUUGCUGGGUAGCCUCCAGGAGCUCCACUUGGCCUACAACCAGCUCUCUCAGCUCCAGGACGUGGCCAUGGCCAUGCAGGGGUUGGCCAACCUGUCCCUCCUUGAUUUGGAUUCCAAUCAGAUCUCCUCACCAUGCCGGAACUCCAGCCCAGUCUCCUUGCCCUUCCUGAAGAGCCUGAACCUAAGGAGCAAUAACAUUGUCUCUCUGGACCUCACCCACUGCUCUCUGCCCAGCCUGCAGAAACUCAAUCUCACCCGCAACAACAUGACUCAGCUGGUGGCCAGCUCCUUCUACACUGCACCAAGCCUGGAGGAGCUGACUGUGGAUGAGAACCACCUGAACAUCUCCCAACUCCUGGGGCUGUCUUUGCCCAACCUCACAGCCCUGCACUUCUCCAGCAUGCGCCCGGCACUGGAGUCUGAUGUGGGGAUGGCUUGCCAGGUCUUACAGGGCCUCCCAGCACUGAAGGUCCUGGAUAUCAAGCACUCCAAGAUCCUCUCCUCACAAGUUGCCUGGCUGGGCUCAUGUACUAACCUGACCCAGUUGGAUCUAGCCACCACCCCUUUGAGCCACAAGGACAAAAUUAACUUCCAUACCUUUCACAGCCUGGAGUUCCUCUCGCUGGACAAGUGCAAGAUCCAGCAGUUCAGUGGUAGCCAGUGGGGGGAGGGCCUGGCUCAGCUCCACACACUGAUUCUGCGGCGUAACCUCCUCACCAAGCUGGUGAACGGCCUUUUCAAGGCCCUGCCCAAUCUGACCUUCCUGGACCUAUCCCGGAACCGCCUGACCUACGUCUACAAGAAAAAUUUCCUGGGCAUGGCCUCCCUGAGGACCCUGCUUCUCCAAGGCUGCCAGCUGGCCUCAGUCACCCGCAACACCUUUGUCUAUGCCCGUAAGAUGGUGUUCCUGGACCUGAGAGACAACAGUCUCCUCUACCUGAAGACCUAUGCCUUCCAGCCCCUCAACCACCUUCAGACCCUACUGCUGUCUAGCAACAGGAUCCUCACCAUUCAGAAACAGGCCUUUACAGGCCUCACCUCCCUUCGGCAACUCUCCCUGGCCCAUAAUUACCUCUACAAGGUCUCCAAGGGCUCCUUCCUUGGUCUCAAGGCCCUGGAGGUGCUGGACCUCAGUCACAACCGUCUGUUCUCUUAUAACAAGCAAGACUUGUCUGCCCCCUUCACCUAUCUCCUCAGCCUCCGUACCCUUGACCUCAGCUCCCAGGAUCCCAAGCCUCCCAUUGAGCUCCCAGUCAACUUCUUCCAAGGCCUCCCUAAGCUCCAGAACCUCAGCUUGAGGGAAAACCCCAGCUCCGCCUUCUUCAACCUCUCUUUGGCCCCUCUGGCUGGACUCCAAUUCCUGGAUCUCUCUGACAUCUAUCCUAAAAGGGGAGAUCCCUUCUGCCUCCACUCAGAGCUGUUCCAGGGGCUGGGCCACCUGCGAUGGCUCAGGAUGGAUGGCAGUUCCCUCAGAGACCUGCCCUUGGACAUCUUCUCUGGCAUGGAGUCUCUGGAGGGGCUGUCAGUACGGGAAAACAAGCUGAGGAACCUCAGCCAGGCCCUGCUGGGUAACUUGACUAUGUUGCGGUACCUGGACGUCUUCAACAACCCCUUGGCCUGCUCCUGUGAGAACGCCUGGUUCCAGAACUGGUCUGUCAGUGACCCUGAUGUCCAAAUUCCCUUGCUUGGUUCCUACACCUGCUUGGGCCCAGGGCUGAGUGAGAUGGGCUUUGAGAAGAUGGAUCUGACCUUCUGUAGGGUGGACAUAGCCAUCUUCUUCUUCCUGGUAGCCUUUUUUGCCACCCUUCUGACGAUGCUGGGCUCUGUGGCAAAGGCCAAGAUGGGCUGGACACUGAGGCACAGCUUCUACCUGGUCUGGGCCUGGGGCAGGGGCCGGCUGCAGAGGCACCGCCAGGCCUACCAGUAUGAUGCCUAUAUCUCAUGCUGCACCCAGGAUGAACCAUGGGUGGUGGAGAAGCUGCUGGUGGAGCUGGAGGAGGGACAGCCCCAGUACCAGCUGUGCUUUGGGCCCAGGGACUUUGCACCGGGUGCCUACUACCUGGACAAUGUCCAGAAUGGUAUCAGCAGCAGCCGCAAGACGCUGUGCAUGGUGAGCAGGAACUACUUGGAGAGUGAAUGGUGCUCCCUGGAGAUGCAGUUAGCCUGCUCCCGGACCUACUACCAGGGGCACGACCCCCUGGUUGUGGUCUUCUUGGAGGAGAUCCCCAACUACAGGCUCACCCCCUACCAUCGCCUGAGGAAGCUGUUGAAGCAGAACAGCUACCUGCACUGGCCGGAGGAACCUAAUGCUGAAGAUAUGUUCUGGACCCAGCUGCGGGAGGCCUUGGAUGCUGGUGGCAGCACCAAUAAGCUCCAUCAGUUCAAUGUGAUAGAGUAGCCUGGACCAGGCCAAGCCAAGCUGCUGGGAUGGGGGCAGAGGGGGUCAGAGGAGAGCCCCAUUGCUGGUGGGCUGAGAAAGGGAUCAAGACCCCUCCGGGAGCAGAGUGGCUCCGCUUCAUCCAGCAGGGUGUGAGGAUGUGUGCAUGCAUACAUGCACAUAUGCUCACACACACAGAAGGACUUGUAUGGCAGGGACACACACACACACACACACAGUUAGGCAGUUCUGAUCCCCUCCAGUAGAGAGCAGCGUUUCACACCCCCCCCCCCCCCCUGCCCCCGUGGUGGCAGGGACACGCGCACACACACAUACAGCUGGGCAGUUCUGAUCUCUUCCAGUAGAGGGCACCAUUUUACACGCACUUACACACACACACUCACACAGAUGACUUAUAGCGGCAGGGACACACACAGGGCUAGGGAACUCUGUUCUGUAUGCAACAAUGUACAGAGCACACCUUUGAAAUGGGCAUUAUUUCUGAUAUCCAACA
Messenger RNA from Alligator mississippiensis (American alligator), 6032 nucleotides. Its product is annotated as toll-like receptor 13. The record is from RefSeq and is a predicted model, not a curated record. Gene Ontology annotation, biological process: toll-like receptor signaling pathway; inflammatory response; immune response. Gene Ontology annotation, molecular function: transmembrane signaling receptor activity; protein binding. The transcript has 3 exons. Bases 2546 to 5539 code for a protein of 997 amino acids. NCBI's taxonomy places the organism in Eukaryota, Metazoa, Chordata, Crocodylia, Alligatoridae. Gene Ontology annotation, cellular component: membrane.